Melitaea cinxia (Glanville fritillary) is the source of this 3986-nucleotide messenger RNA. It is a transcript of the gene ncm, whose product is annotated as pre-mRNA-splicing factor CWC22 homolog. Gene Ontology annotation, cellular component: catalytic step 2 spliceosome. Gene Ontology annotation, molecular function: protein binding; RNA binding. NCBI's taxonomy places the organism in Eukaryota, Metazoa, Arthropoda, Insecta, Lepidoptera, Nymphalidae. The transcript has 5 exons. The coding region runs from base 166 to 3879 and encodes 1237 amino acids. The record is from RefSeq and is a predicted model, not a curated record. Gene Ontology annotation, biological process: mRNA splicing, via spliceosome.
GUUUGCAGACGUCAACGUCAAUCUCAUUUCAAAAUGGCCAUCUUUCUAAAAACCUCACGUUGUCAAGUCUAACGAAAACAAUAAAUUCCUUUUAUUGUAAACGUAAUAAAGUUAUAUUUUUUUAUAAUAAUUUAGUAGUUAAGUGAAAUAACUAAUUACCUCAAUAUGGAUGAAACUAAGGAUCUAAAACGAAAACAAGAUAAAUACAGUGAGAAUGAUGAUUAUAGAAAAGAAAAAAGAUCGAAAAAGCGUCGGUCGAGAUCUCGAUCUCCGCGAGACAGAUCUGAAAGAGAUUCGAGACGUAAGAGGAAACGUUCCAGGUCUAAAUCUCCCCAAGUUCCGUCAAAGCAGGACAAGCGGCGUGAUGACGCGCCAAACGAUGAAACUAAGACGGCUCCAGUGAGAAAAGCUAAAGAAACCGAUAUGCUUAACACAAGAACUGGUGGCGCGUACAUUCCCCCGGCGCGUCUUCGCAUGAUGCAAGCUCAGAUCACAGACAAAUCUUCCGUCGCGUACCAGAGACUCGCUUGGGAAGCCCUCAAGAAGUCUAUACAUGGACACAUUAACAAGAUCAACGUCGGAAACAUCGGUAUUAUUAUUAAAGAGCUUUUAAAAGAAAAUAUAGUUCGGGGGCGUGGUUUACUGAGUCGUUCAGUUAUACAAGCCCAAGCAGCUUCACCAACGUUUACGAAUGUUUAUGCUGCUCUGGUAGCUGCGGUCAAUUCGCGUUUUCCUAAUAUAGGAGAGCUGUUACUAAAGAGGUUAGUUAUUCAGUUCAAAAGAGGUUUUAAGAGAAAUGAUAAACCUACCUGUAUAUCGUCAGCAUCCUUUAUAGCUCAUCUUGUGAAUCAAAGAGUUGCACAUGAAAUUCUGGCUUUGGAACUCUUGACACUAUUAGUCGAAACACCAACAGACGAUUCUGUUGAGGUGGCUAUUGCAUUUUUAAAGGAGUGUGGUCAGAAACUUACAGAAGUAUCUUCUAAAGGUGUUAAUGCCAUAUUUGAGAUGCUAAGAAACAUACUGCAUGAGGGUCAGUUGGACAAGAGAGUGCAGUACAUGAUAGAAGUAAUGUUCCAAGUGUGGAAGGAUGGUUUCAAGGAUCACCCUGCAGUCUUAGAGGAACUGGAGUUAGUCCCUGAGGAAGAGCAGUUCACUCACCUUUUGAUGUUGGAUGACGCUACUGAUCCACAGGAUAUCCUGAAUGUAUUUAAAUUUGACGAUAAGUAUGAAGAAAAUGAACAAAAGUAUAAAGCUUUGAGUAAGGAAAUUCUUGGGUCUGAUGCCGAAUCUGGAGAUGAAGACGGGUCGGGUGAGUCUGGUAGUGAGGAGUCAGAUGAUGAGGAAGAGGAAAAAGAAAAAGGUGUCACCAUUAUCGACAACACUGAAACAAAUCUUGUCGCUUUACGAAGAACGAUAUAUUUGACUAUCAACUCAAGUUUGGACUUUGAGGAAUGUGCUCACAAACUGAUGAAAAUGCAGCUAAAACCAGGUCAGGAGAUUGAACUCUGUCACAUGUUUCUCGACUGUUGUGCCGAGCAGAGGACUUAUGAGAAGUUCUAUGGGCUCCUGGCCCAACGAUUUUGUAACAUUAAUCGGAUUUACAUCGGGCCAUUUGAAGAAAUUUUCAAAGACUCUUACUCUACAGCACAUAGACUGGACACUAACCGACUAAGAAAUGUGAGCAAGUUUUUCGCUCAUCUUUUAUUCACUGAUUCAAUAAGUUGGGAAGUUCUUGAAUGUGUUAAACUUAAUGAAGAAGACACGACGAGUUCAAGUAGAAUUUAUAUCAAGAUCCUAUUUCAAGAGCUGGCUGAAUACAUGGGCUUGAAGAAACUCAACGACCGUUUAAAGGACCCAACAUUACAGGAGGCGUUCUCUGGUGUGUUCCCGAGAGACAAUCCUAAAAACACCAGGUUCUCUAUCAACUUCUUCACAUCGAUUGGUCUGGGAGGUCUUACCGAUGAACUUAGAGAACACUUAAAACAGAUGCCGAAGAACAUACCCCCACCAAUAACUGAGAUCAACCUAGACAGCGAGUCCAGUUCUGACUCCAGCUCCAGUUCUAGCUCAGACAGCUCAUCAUCAUCUAGUGACUCAAGCUCUACCGAUUCUGAUGAAGAAGACAAACAAAAAGAGAAAAAGCGAAAAAAGAAGAAUAAAACAAAAACUCCUAAAACACCAGAACCUGAGCAAACUGCUAAUAAGGAAAGCGAAAAGGUUGAAAGAUGGGGUCACGAAGGAUUUUACGAAACAUAUGGAGCUGAUGCAAGAAGGAAAGAUUCAAGAUCUCACCGAGAAAAGAAUGACUAUUCACAACCUAGAAGUGGUGAUGAAAGGCAUAGAGAUUUUGAAAGAAAAAAUGAUCGCGAAAGAACGGAUGGUAUUAGAAGACGAGAAGAACGGAGAGGCCAAGAUGCCGGAGAUGAUGAAAAUAUUAGAAAUAAUGAUGAAGGUACAGAUAGAAGGAGAAAUAGAAACUAUGAUCAAAACAUUGAUAGAAGAAGAAAUACAAACAAUGAUGAAGAGACAGAUUAUAGAAGAAACCGAAAUAAUGAUGAGAUAGACAGAAGGAGGAAUAGAAAUAACAAUGAAGAUGCUGACAGGAGAAAUAAAAAUUACAAUGAAGAGUUUGAUAGGAGAAGAAAUAAAGAUAACAACGAAGAUAUUGAUAGUAGGAGGAAUAAAAAGAGUGAUAAAGAAGUAGACACAAGAAGGAAUAGGAACUGCGACGAGGACGAAGACAGAAGGAGAAAUAAGAAUAGCGAUGAAGAUGAAGAGAGAAGGAGAAACAGGAAUAACGAUGAAUAUGAAGAUAGACGAAAAAAUAGGAAUAACGACGAAGGUGAAGAGAGAAGAAGAAAUAGGAAUAAAGAUGAAGGUGAAGAGAGAAUCAGAAACAGGAAUAACGAUGAAGAUGAAGAUAGAAGAAGAAAUAGGAAUAAAGAUGAAGGUGAAGAGAGAAGAAGAAAUAAGAAUAACGAUGAAGACGAAUAUAGGAGAAGAAAUAGAAAUAACGAUGAAGAUGAAGAUAGAAGAAGAAACAGGAAUAACAUUGAUAGUGAAGAUAAAAGAAGAAGUAAGAAUAACGCUGAAGAUGGAGAAAGGAGAAAAAAUAAAAAAAGCGAUGAAUUCGUAGACAGAAGACAAAAUAUGAAUUAUGAUGAAAAUGACAAUAGCGAGAGAAAUAAGAAAAAUAAAGAAGGUGCAGACAGGAAAAGGAAUAAAAAUUAUGAUGAAGAAAUGGAUAGACAGAAUAGCGGAAGAGAGCAUCGAGACUAUCGAGAUGAAUAUAGUAAUCAAAAUAGAGAGCGUCAAAGUGAUACUAACAAAACUCGUGAUCGUAAUUACGAUAUAGAGAAAAAUAAUCCAGAAUAUUCUAAGAGUAAAUAUAAUAAAGGUGACGAUGACAGAAAUGUUCGCGAAAGCGACAAAAUAAAAAAGAAAGGUAAGGAUAACGACAAAUAUAAAAAUAAAUACAAAGAAAAUGCAGCCAAAAAUGAAAACCAAUCAAGUAGCGAUGAAGAGGAUCAAAAUCAAAAGAAAGAGAAGAAUAAAAAAGCAAAGAAAAAGGUUUCCAAAAAUAUUAAAACUGAUAAUAAAAACAAAAAACGUGAAAAGGAAAAGAAAAGAAACAAAGAAACUGUCCAGAGUAGUAGCAGCAGUGACAGUGAGAGUGACAGUAGCACCAGUAGCAGUAGCAGUAGUAGCAGUAGCGAUUCUGAUUCCGAUUCUAAAGCCAGCAAUAAGAAUGAUUUAGGAGGACGUUACUGGGAUAACUUUGAUAUAGAAACCAAAAAGGCCGUUAAAUCAAAAGAAAUUUUUGAAGGAAGAACGCCAGAAAAAAGUGAAAAGAAUUACGAAAGAAGGCGAGAACGCUAAAUCACAUCUUGAAUGCAUGAAAUAAUUUUAUAUGUAAUUAGUGUUACGUUUGUAAAUAUUGAUAGACUUAAUUUUAUAAUAUGUAAUAAUAAAAAGAGUAGUAUUAA